Molecule: messenger RNA, 1029 nt
Organism: Notolabrus celidotus (New Zealand spotty)
Lineage: Eukaryota; Metazoa; Chordata; Actinopteri; Labriformes; Labridae
Gene: ssr3
Product: signal sequence receptor, gamma
Exons: 6
Coding region: 11-802 (263 amino acids)
Biological process (GO): SRP-dependent cotranslational protein targeting to membrane
Cellular component (GO): membrane; endoplasmic reticulum
Source: RefSeq, a predicted model, not a curated record
UUUACAACAGAUGGAAGAGACUACAAGUAGGCGUUAUGGCUAUAGGGGGUACUAUUUCCCCUCUCAGAUUGGCAAUGGAGAGGGCAGCAUAAGCAGGAGCGUCGUCUUCAUUGGUCAAACGAAGAAGAAUUUACCGCCGUACUUCCGGGUUUAUGCUGACGGGUCCCUCUUCUCCACGUACACCGACGUGUCAGUCCUCUUCUGUCCAGAGCUGAGCAGCAUUCAAGUCAGUCAUUUCGAAGACAUGGCACCUAAAGGCAGCAGCAAGCAGCAGUCAGAGGAAGACCUGCUUCUUCAGGACUUCAGCAGAAACCUUUCAGCAAAAUCCACUGCUCUGUUUUACGGAAAUGCACUCAUCGUCUCUGCCAUCCCCAUCUGGCUGUUUUGGAGGAUUUGGCACAUGGACCUUGUCCAGUCGGCAGUUUUGUAUGCUGUGAUGACUCUGGUCAGCACCUACCUGGUGGCCUUCGCCUACAAGAAUGUCAAGUUUGUUCUCAAACACAAGGUUGCCCAGAAACGUGAGGAUGCUGUUUCUAAGGAAGUAACCAGGAAGUUGUCUGAGGCAGACAACCGCAAGAUGUCCCGCAAGGAGAAGGAUGAAAGAAUCCUGUGGAAGAAGAACGAGGUAGCCGACUACGAGGCCACCACCUUCUCUAUCUUCUACAACAACACUCUCUUCCUGGUCCUAGUCAUCGUGGCCUCCUUCUUCUUGCUCAAGAACUUCAACCCCACUGUAAACUACAUCCUGUCCAUCAGUGCCUCCUCAGGACUCAUAGCUCUGCUGUCUACAGGCUCAAAGUAAAAGCAGAAGGAAAAAAGGGGUGGGACUAGGUAGAUGGGAAGGGAAAGGAAGGGGUCCAAAAUUGGUACACACAAUAUUGUUUUUCACUUAAGUUAGAAAAGGGUUCAAGGGAGGAUUGAAAUAUUACAUUUCAAUUUCAUGAAAUUCAUGAUCAAAUGUCUGCAGGGUGCUCCUCCAAAUCUGUCUCUGUCUUUUUGUAACAAAUAAAGCAAACUGGUUUAUUUGUC